AAGGCGGCUCGGUGGCGGCCAUGAGCAAGCGGAACCAGGUGUCCUACGUGCGGCCGGCCGAGCCCGCCUUCCUCAGCCGCUUCAAGCGGCAGGUCGGGUAUCGGGAGGGCCCCACGGUGGAAACCAAGAGAGAGCAGCUUCCACUCGCAGAUGAGGAUAGUGACAAUGUCAGUGACAAGGAAGAUGAGCAGCCUCAAGUGGUAACAUUGAAGAAGGGGGACUUGACUGCGGAAGAAGCGAUGAAAAUUAAACAGCAAAUCAAAGAGUCCUUAAAAUCACAUGAAUCAGAUGGUGAACCAGAACCUGCUGAUGGAAAAAUUAUGUUCAGGAAACCAGCCAAACGUUCGUCAGAGAAAAAUUUGGACUUCAAUGUAAGUUCAAGAAAGAAGAUGAAAGAGGCACAGAAAACUAAGAGAGAAGCAACUACUCCUCAAAGUACAGCUAAGCAAAUAAACAGCAGCCUUCUCUCGUUUGAUGAUGAGGAAAAUGAUGAUUAGGAGUUGUAUGUUUUUAUAUGUUACCCUUGGAGGGAUCUGAGUAAGACUGAGGGUUUGCCUAGACAUAGGAGCAUGGUAUGCAGGUCUUCUCUUACUUUGCUGUAGUCCAACUAGAGAAACAUAGUGUAAAACUAGCAAGAGACAAGUCUUUGCAGUUCAGAUGGAACUGUAUGAGCAGUAUGGCGUGUCUUUCUUUUAAAAGAGAAUUUAACCAUGUAUGUAAAAGCUAUUUGAGGUCACAAAUGAGUAGCAAAAUAGACCUGUACAUAUCCGCCUUAUAUAAAUUUUCAAUCAGUACAUUUUUAAACGUGUAAUUCCUCUCUAUUUACUGGCCUUAGUUGACAACUGUGUGUUUUUUACCUGUUACUGUUACCUUGACAUUCAAAAGAGAGACACUUCACUGCUGUGGAACAGAGGCAGAGGAUUUUUGCACAACUUUUGCAUGUGUGGUGUGGCACAUUAGCUCUUUGCAGAGCCCUUGCAGCAAUUGCUAAAAUUAUGUAGUCUUAAUGCUGCCUGUGGUGAAUGCCAUCUAAAAAGCAUCAAAUUCACUUAAAUUGAUUGUGCUAGCAAGAUAAAGAAAUGGUGAUUGUAGCUGAUGAUAACAACUAAUGCAAAAGAAAGAUUGGAGAUUGUGCACUUUGGUUAUCACACUGAUGGGCUUAGUGCUGUGGUGGUGGUUUCUGUUUGUUGAAGUCUAUUUGUUCCGCUUGGUUACUUUUGUGUUCAUCAUUAUUUGGGAUCUCAAACAGCUUAUUUAAAAGAAACUGUAUUUAAUCUUUAAGCUUUGGAAAAGCGUUCUUUUGGUUUUCUUCAAGUAGGAAUUAUAAACAGGAUAUUUAAGUCAAGGAACAUCAUAACUGUGAUAGAGGAUUUUAAACUCUUUCGGUGGCCCAUGUACAGUACAAUGAAUGGGACCAUUUUUGUGCCAUUUAUAUAACAGGUUGUGCUGAAAAUCAGAAUAGCACUGAAAGCUGCUGGGAUUGGGAAGAACAAGGUGGUGGGAAUGGGACCAGUGACUUUGAAAUCAUUUAGGUGUAUGGUGUGCUCUAUAACCAUAUAUAAGCAAGGCCUGAGACUGCUGCAGAAUUACAGGGUAUAAAACCAGUUCUUCUGUUGUAACAGGACAUUCCAAAUUAUUUGGGCUGUACAGCUUCAUUGAGGAGCAAAUUUGAAGUUGCUGUGUGAAACAGCUGGGUUUAGUUUGUUCAUCUGUUUUAAACAAUAAAUUAUGGUUUCUUUAAA
Pezoporus flaviventris is the source of this 1742-nucleotide messenger RNA. RefSeq names its product KIAA1143 ortholog. The transcript has 3 exons. The coding region runs from base 21 to 497 and encodes 158 amino acids. NCBI's taxonomy places the organism in Eukaryota, Metazoa, Chordata, Aves, Psittaciformes, Psittacidae. The record is from RefSeq and is a predicted model, not a curated record.